UGGAAAGGCUAUUUCAAUAACAAAUCGACAAUAACAGGGAACUCGCCUGUUCUUCCGUGUUAUUCUGCUACUAUAGAAGACACAUCAAACAUAUAUCUGCGGAUUCUUAAUUUAACCGUAUUUGGAGAACAUUUGGGGCCCACAGAGUCGCAGAAAUGAGUCAGUGGAUGGAGCUUCAACAACUUGAUUCAAAGUUUUUGGAACAGGUCGACCAACUGUAUGAUGACAACUUUCCAAUGGCCAUCCGGCAGUACCUCAGCAGCUGGAUAGAAAGCCACGACUGGGAGCAUGUUGCUAAUGUGGAGAACGAGUCCCUGGCUACCGUGAGGUUUCAUGAUCUUUUGACCCAGUUAGAUCACCAACACAGCCGCUUCGCGAUGGAGAAAGACUUCCUGAACCAGCACAACAUCCGCAAGAUCAAGAGGAACUUGCAGAACCUCUUCCAAGACGAUCCCGUUUCCAUGGCUAUGAUCAUCAGUAGGAACCUUAGCGAAGAAAGGAAGAUUCUGUCCGCUGCCCAAAUGUCAGAGAAUCGAACCGAGAGCACCCAAAACGACAUGAUCGUGGAGAAACAUCGAGAAAUGGACGGAAGGGUGAAAGACAUAAAGAACAAAGUACAGGACACCGAGCAGAUCAUCAAAAAUCUGGAAGAUCUGCAAGACGAAUACGACUUCAAGAGCAAAACUCUUCAAAGCAGAGAGGAACUCAACGGGACCAUUUCAGCGGAAGACUUGAAUCGGGAGAGACUCACCAUCCGCGCCAUGUUUAUGAAACUCCACAACACAAGAGAGAGUGUGAUUGGUCAGAUGUCAGAGGUGUCGAAUCUCAUGGAUCCGGUGAUCUUUGAGCUGAUCUCAUCAGAACUGGCCGAUUGGAGGCGCCGACAACAGAUGGCUUGCAUCGGUGGGCUGAGCAAUGUCUGCUUGGACCAGCUGCAAAACUGGUUUACCUCUAUCGCAGAAUCUCUGCUUCAGCUCAGGCAGCAGCUCAAGAAACUUCUGGAGCUGGAGCAGAAGUUCACAUACGAUAAAGAUCCCAUCACCCUCAGCAAAAACACCCUGGAGGACAAGAUCAUGUCAAACCUCAAAACUUUAAUCACAAACUCCUUGGUAGUCGAGAGACAGCCAUGCAUGCCGACCCAACUGCAAAGACCUUUGGUGCUGAAGACGGGUGUUCUGUUCACUCUCAAAUUACGGCUGCUCAUAAAACUUCAGGAAUUCAACCACACUGUUCGAGUGAAAGUCCAUUUUGAUAAGGAUAUCGUUGAGAAACGGAAAGGGUUUCGGAUGUUCAACAUCUUGGGAACAGCCAUGAAGGUGAUGAAUAUGGAGGAAUCCAAUGGGAUGGCUGCAGAAUUUCGUCAUCUGCAACUGAAAGAGAAGAAAGUUACCGGAAACAGAACUAGUGAGGGUCCUCUGAUCGUCACGGAAGAACUUCACUCCAUCGUCUUUGAGGCUGAGCUUUGCUGGUCUGGACUGGUCAUGAACUUUGAGGCUACAUCUCUGCCCAUAGUCGUGAUCUCCAAUGUCAGUCAGCUACCCAGUGGAUGGGCCUCCAUCAUGUGGUACAACAUGCUGAACUCUGAACCAAAGAACCUUUCGUUCUUCGUCACUCCUUCUUCAGCCACUUGGGGUAAUCUAGCGGAGGUGCUGAGCUGGCAGUUCUCCUCCAUCACCAAAAGAGGUCUUAAUCAAGAACAGUUGAGCAUGCUGGGAACUAAACUGCUAGGUCCUAAAGCGGUGAUGGAUCCUGAAGCUCAGAUUCCUUGGAAUAGAUUCUGUAAGUCUGGCAGUGAGAAGAACUUCACCUUCUGGUUGUGGAUUGAAGCCAUUUUGGAUCUUAUAAAGAGACACCUGCUGAGUCUGUGGGAUGAUGGGUGUAUAAUGGGGUUUGUGACCAAGGACCGUACUAAAGCUCUGCUGUAUGACAAAGCUCCCGGGACGUUUCUGUUGCGCUUCAGUGAGAGCAACCGCGACGGAGCAAUCACGUUCAGCUGGAUCGAACAUGACUCAAACGAAGAGCCGCAGAUUCGCUCUGUGGAGCCCUACACGAAGAGGGAACUCUCUGCCGUCUCGCUUCCCGACAUUAUUCGAAACUAUCGCGUGAUGGCCGCCGACAACGUCCCAGAAAACCCUCUGCGGUUCCUUCAUCCCAAUUUACCCAAAGACGACGCCUUCAAAAAAUACUAUUCCAAACCUACCGAGAAGCAAGAACCAAUGGAUGUCGACAAGAAGUCAGACGAGGGAUACAUCAGCACCACUCUCAUCUCCAUCUCUGAAAUGAAACCGCAAGAAUAUAAUGACACGCUCAUGCCAAUGUCACCUGAGGUAUUCGACCAGCUGAAGCUGGAGGUGAACCGAUACGAUAUCCGACUGGAGCCGUCAGACUUCAGCCUUUCUUAAGUCACCUGAAAGAUGACAGAUGACUCAGGAAAAAGUAAAAAUGUUUCCAUCAUUCUGUGUUUUUAACAGCGCAAAUGAAAUGGGAGCAAUUCGUGUAGCCAUUGGGUUUGGUAUUCCUCUCUCUUUCAUUCUAACAUUGAGGAAAUUAUUCAAAAAACACUGUAUACCCUGUCAACUAUCGCAAAAAGUGGAAAAUGGAGCCAAUUAAACCCCAUAGUAAUGCUACUGUUACCUCAGCACUUAAUCUAAAAACUAAAGCAACUUUUAAGGCAGGGAAGUUGUGUACUAAUAGUACUCCAUUUAGUGUAGCACCAAGUAGUAAACGAGAAAGUAAAUGCCGAGCAGUAAAUGAGUGAACGAGAAAGCUAGACGGAUGAAUUUCACAAAAACUGUUUAAUCUAUAUUUUCUAUAAAGAAAAUUAAACCUAUUUUUAGGACUACUAAGAUUUGUUUUAACAGUUAAGCACAUUUUAAUCCACAUUUUUUCUUUAUAAGAAUGCAAACAAAUCAUUUAUUUAAUCGCUUUGAUGGGAAAAAACAUUUACAUCUCAGGGUUGUUUUUGUACUGCCUUUAAUUUAUGCUGAUUUUAAUACAAAAAAAAAUCUAAAGUUUUUACUGUAAUACUGGAAUUAGUGUAUCACAGUAAUAAAUCCAUUAUAAGAAUAAAGAAAAUAACA
Rhinichthys klamathensis goyatoka is the source of this 3080-nucleotide messenger RNA. RefSeq names its product signal transducer and activator of transcription 1a (gene stat1a). Gene Ontology annotation, biological process: regulation of transcription by RNA polymerase II; response to peptide hormone; type I interferon-mediated signaling pathway. The record is from RefSeq and is a predicted model, not a curated record. The transcript has 25 exons. Gene Ontology annotation, molecular function: RNA polymerase II cis-regulatory region sequence-specific DNA binding; DNA-binding transcription factor activity, RNA polymerase II-specific. NCBI's taxonomy places the organism in Eukaryota, Metazoa, Chordata, Actinopteri, Cypriniformes, Leuciscidae. Bases 156 to 2402 code for a protein of 748 amino acids.